Molecule: messenger RNA, 2419 nt
Organism: Dermacentor albipictus
Lineage: Eukaryota; Metazoa; Arthropoda; Arachnida; Ixodida; Ixodidae
Biological process (GO): DNA double-strand break processing involved in repair via single-strand annealing; DNA repair
Molecular function (GO): damaged DNA binding
Source: RefSeq, a predicted model, not a curated record
UAUCCAAGUCUAUCCGUUCGCGGCUUCGGGCGAUUUGGCGCGUGAUUUUGUGUGAGAUGAACUUGUGCGUGCUAACGGGUUGAACAAAUAUGACGUGAUAGCGCCAGCAGCAAUGGAGCUCUUCGAUGCCUCAUCGCCUGGUCGUCAUGGAGGCCAGAACUGUAAUCAGUCGUCCAUCAAAGAACUGCUGCAGCAGGUGUACAGCGCACACAUUGGCGUAACUCAAGGCCUGCAGAAGCAAGUCUCGUCAUUGACUUCACUCCUCUGCGAAAAGGAUCGAGAGCUGCGCAAUGUUUCCUGCCAACAUUGUGCGUCCGUCAAGGACACCUUUGAGCGCUACAAGGCCAGCUACCAGCAGAUCAUCGAGAAGCUUGAGACCAAGAUUAGCCUGCUUGAGGGAAAGGUUUCUUCACAAGAGAAAGAGCUUCGUGGAAGAAAUGUCAGCCCCGUUGUCAGUGGCACUCCACAACGGUCAACCAGGAGCGAAUGUAGACGGCAGUUGCUGAACUGCUCGGUCAGCCCCAAAUUGUGGGACUCGGUUCUGCAAGAAGACUCGCCAAGGGACACAAGCUGUCUUGUACCUCCCUCUCCUACCACCACUGACGAGCCUGCUGAGUGCGAGGAAGCCCUGGAGGCAGCCAUGUGCACGGCUGUGAUAAACGGUAAAAGCAAAAAGUUGCCACCACUCGCGGUGCAGACGGUGCCAGAGACACUGGAAAUAGAACUCUACUGUGGUGGUGUCGUUAAUGAAAUUACGUCGUACCAGCCGCCGCUUUCAGCAAUCGCGGAGAAAGAGGAAAGCAGCGGUGAGGAUUCCGUUCGAUCGAGGGGAAAUGCACCUACCGAAGUGGCAAACAAUCAAAGGUUCAUUGAUUGUGCAAAGGAACAAGAAAAAACAGGCGCUGAAGCACCUGAGAGUGAAUCAAGCCUGCUGGGUAUAGAUGAACAGGAAGACAGAAUCACCGAUGCUGAGUCAGAGGGGUCUCCGAGUCUUCUCCAGCAGGACAAAGUUGCACAUCCUGUGCCGCCCCGUGAGACAUGGGACGAUGAUGAGGUGCCACCAACAAGUGUUGCGUCAGGCACGACUCCUGCACAAUCUCUGUCUGAAGUGUCAUGCCACAAGAUACUCAAUGUGAUGGAUGAUGGAGACAAAUCGCCCAGUCUACUUGAUGUGUUUGCUGCACCGAAGAGCACUGCGGCCCCUGUUACGAGUGAGGUGGCGGUGAAAGUGGUGGGCUCCUCUGGUCUACCUGCCACUGAAGUGACUGUGUGUGACGAUGACUUGGAUCCCAAAUCAGUGUUGCCGAGCGGCAGCAAGCUUUCCCUUUUGAGGAAGCGGCGUGCGUCACCUACCGAGGCUGCCGAUGUGUCCAUUGUUCAGCCUCCGAGCAGAGCAAAACGGAAAAAACAGACCAAGCUAUCUGACAGGUACUUCCUCUCAAUAAACCGUACAACAGUCCCUGCAACCAGGUCCUCCAGCAGAUCCACAAAAAAGGAAUUGUCGCAGACACACGUGGACACUCAUUUCACGGAGGACUCGCUUUUCUCCAUGCAGAGGAAGCACGUCGACCUAGACGAGACAUUUGUUUCACCCGGACUUUUGCAAGAUUUCAAGACGCCACCUGCGGCCACAAUUUCGGGCUUGCCAGGUGCUCUGGAAAAUGGUGGCACCCCUGAAGUUAAACAAGAUUCCGACAAUGCUGGAGCCAACCAUGCUCAAGAAGCCAGCAGCAGCAGCAGUCAAGAGGAGCCUGUGAAGUACCACAACAGCCCCGUGCGCAAGAAGGCGGAUCGCCAGCGGCUACCGGCGCACGACUGCAAGGAGUGCCAGGAGUUCUACGGGCGGCUGGCCCUGCCCGAAGCCCAGCGCAAGGACCUGCUGCGCAAGUGUUCGCGCCACCGGGCCCACCAUGCUCCUCCGUCGACGCCGGAGAACUUCUGGGAGCUCGACUUUCCCGACACGCAGGAGUGCCGCGAGAGGGGUUACCUGAACGCGACGCAAAAGUACGUCUUCGGUUCCAAAGGUCUGCGUAAGGAUGGCCGGAAGUGAGCGUGUGGAUCUACCGGAGAUGGUCCACCGACGUUGCUGCGGUUGAACAAAAGGAAAGGAAGAGAGAAGUGCUUUACCGUCCACGACACAAGCACAUGGUGCUGGUUCAUCAAUUCCUUAUCAUAACAUGAGAUAGGAGAGAUAUGGCUGCUCGUUAGGCUGUCUCUGGACGAACAGCUUUACUUUCGCUGCUUGCGUCACUUAUGAAUGAAACCUUCGUGCAUUAUCUUUAGAACAUCACUUCGAGGAAUAUAUCUUAUGCUUCAUUCAAAAGAUAUUCCCAUAUAUGUUGUUGACAAAAUCGCUAGUGCCAUUGCACUUAUGUAAUAUACUGAACUAAAUUUAUUAAAUGUAAUUGUGGUGUGGGCA